Propithecus coquereli (Coquerel's sifaka) is the source of this 2342-nucleotide messenger RNA. It is a transcript of the gene NAA40, whose product is annotated as N(alpha)-acetyltransferase 40, NatD catalytic subunit. Gene Ontology annotation, cellular component: nucleus. The transcript has 8 exons. Lineage: Eukaryota; Metazoa; Chordata; Mammalia; Primates; Indriidae. The coding region runs from base 250 to 900 and encodes 216 amino acids. The record is from RefSeq and is a predicted model, not a curated record. Gene Ontology annotation, molecular function: histone H2A acetyltransferase activity; protein N-terminal-serine acetyltransferase activity; histone H4 acetyltransferase activity.
CGCCCGCCUCUUCCUGCCUCGCUGACCGGUUACCGGUCCCCAACCACCCCCCCGCGCGGCCCCCGAGGUUAUCCCCCCGCCCCCUGCGCCACCCAUCACCGGGCUGUCACCAGCUCCGCGGCUUUCCACAACCGAGGCCCACCCUGGCUUGGAGGGAACUGAAGGCCAGAGGAAAGAAGGCGCCCAGCCAAGAGAAAGUCGAGCAAAGCCAAGGAGAAGAAGCAGAAGCGGUUGGAGGAGCGAGCAGCCAUGGAUGCCGUUUGUGCCAAAGUGGAUGCGGCCAACAGGCUUGGAGACCCUCUAGAGGCUUUCCCAGUGUUCAAGAAAUAUGAUCGAAAUGGGUUGAAUGUCUCCAUUGAAUGUAAGCGGGUGUCUGGACUGGAGCCAGCCACUGUGGAUUGGGCCUUCGACCUGACCAAAACAAAUAUGCAAACCAUGUAUGAGCAGAGCGAGUGGGGCUGGAAGGACCGAGAGAAACGAGAGGAAAUGACAGAUGACCGAGCCUGGUACCUCAUUGCGUGGGAAAAUAGUUCUGUCCCCGUUGCCUUUUCUCACUUCCGGUUUGACGUGGAGUGCGGGGAUGAAGUCCUGUACUGCUACGAAGUGCAGCUGGAAAGCAAGGUGCGGCGGAAAGGCCUGGGGAAGUUCCUCAUACAGAUCCUGCAGCUCAUGGCCAAUAGCACACAGAUGAAGAAGGUUAUGUUAACGGUAUUUAAACACAAUCAUGGCGCCUACCAGUUCUUCAGAGAAGCGCUGCAAUUUGAAAUCGAUGACUCUUCCCCUAGCAUGUCUGGUUGCUGUGGAGAGGAUUGCUCCUAUGAGAUCCUGAGCCGGAGGACCAAGUUUGGGGACAGCCAGCACUCCCAUGCAGGUGGACACUGUGGUGGCUGCUGCCACUGAACUCCCAGAGCUACUUGCAAGUCACAAUGCUGUCUCCUAAGGCCUAUCCUCUCCCUGGUCUCAUGCCGCUUGCCAGGUGCCCUCAGAGCUGGUGCCUCCUCAGCCCGGCACGUGCCAGGCUGUACCCUGAAAGCACAGAACCCUGGGAAGGGGGUCCAAACUACACUUCCUCCUCUCUCCUAGAAGACCAGAGUGCCGGAGGAGUGGAGAGGGAAGAGCUGGCGGAGGCCCAGCCAUAAUGCUCGUCCCCACACAGUGGCUUCCUCUUUGUUUGGUUCCCCCACUUCUCUGCAGCUGGAUUCUCAACAGCCCCCCGACAUACACACUUGGACAAACAUUCAUGCCCACCUUUAUGAAAGUCCUGGAGUCCUGGGUCUGAGGUCUGCUUGUCCCCAAAGAGAAACGGACCCAGUGUGAGAUCUUGAUGUAAAGAGAGGCUUCAGAGAGACUCAGGCUUUCGUGGAUGGAACGCUCUGAUGGAGGCUGUGGGAAGAUCUUUUGUGCCAGGAUACAAGGAAGCAAGCAAAGCUCUUUUUAGCUGUUUUUAUGGAUCCAUGGAGUAGAGUUGUUUCGGGACCAGCCGACUCUGGGAGGAAGGCGGCCUCUCUCUCCAUUGCUGUCAGUGAGAGAGAGGCUGAGAGGACCAGGAACAAGGUGCCGUGCGGGGGCCUGCCGUGGGCACAAUGGCUUCUCGGGGCUCCUGGAUUUUGCUGCAUUCUAAGCUUAACCUCUUGAUCUCACGGCAGUGACUUGAGCUUUUCAUCCGUAGAAGAAAGCCAGAGGUUCUGCUUGUUCCUCUCUGUUGCCCCUCACCGCUCUUUUUCCCCUGCCUCUCGCCUGUACCCUAGAUACCUCUGUUCUUAGUCUUAAGGGGGGAAUAACAUCAGGGAGCCCCUCGUCUUCCCCCAGAAGGACCCUCGUUCCUGGUGUAGUUAACGCUAUUUCCUCUCAUCUCUUGGUGCUGAUAGUUCUCUGAAGGUGGGGCAUCCCUCCCCACUGCCACCCUCCCUCUUCAGAGAGCCCCCAGCCAGCAGCAGGCCCCUCUGCCUGCACUCCCCAGCCUCGCCCCUCGCUGCCUCAGUGAGGCACUAGUGCCACUGCCUGGCCCAGGCGAGCCAUAGCUCAGGCUGCAACAGGAAUGCCUCUCAGUGGCCAAAACAGCUGCUUUUCUGUCUCUGGUGUCACUCUGUGGCAGCAGGCUGGAGCAGGGGGAGGAGAAGGCCUUCCUCCUCUCUCAAGGGAUAGGAUGCAGGCUCAGAACCUAUAGUCAUCCUCAUCUCUAGGCCUUGUUCCUGUUUCAGGGAAGACAAACCAAAUCCUUAUCAAGGAAAAAGCACCUAACACCUCCCCUUGGACAUCCCUGAGCUCUGCUUUAGGGAGUAUCAUGAAGGUUCUAGCCUUUGUGAAGUUGCUCUCAUGGAAGUCUGUCAGUCCCUCUGACC